Zootoca vivipara (common lizard) is the source of this 3388-nucleotide messenger RNA. The record is from RefSeq and is a predicted model, not a curated record. Lineage: Eukaryota; Metazoa; Chordata; Lepidosauria; Squamata; Lacertidae.
CACUGAAACCACAGACCAUAACACAACAGCAUGCGACAAUUGCAGGAUGCGAGGCGCUCGGCUCCCAGUGUGAACAGAAUCCAAUUCUGAGAAGGAAUAGCUCUCGGAAAGUAAACCUGAUUUGAAGUAGGGGUUGAAUAAUUUUGACCUCAACUUUAGAUAUAGACAGGCCUUGGUUAUUUAUAUGUCUCUCUUAUCAUUUUGAUGCAAGCCACUUAAAUGCUUUGCCGAUUAAGCGGUACAGCCGUACCUUGGUUGUUGAAUGGAAUCCGUGAUUGUAUUAUUCUUUUAUUAAUUUAAUAUGCCGUAAACCGCUUUGAAGAUACUGACAAGCUGGAACAUGUCCAGAGGAGGGCAACCAAAAUGGUCAAAGGCCUGGAAACGAUGCCUUAUGAGGAACGGCUUAGGGAGCUGGGUAUGUUUAGCCUGGAGAAGAGAAGGUUAAGGGGUGAUAUGAUAGCCAUGUUCAAAUAUAUAAAAGGAUGUCAUAUAGAGGAGGGAGAAAGGUUGUUUUCUGCUGCUCCAGAGAGGUGGACACGGAGCAAUGGAUUCCUACUACAAGAAAGAAGAUUCCACCUCAACAUUAGGAAGAACUUCCUGACAGUAAGAGCUGUUCGGCAGUGGGAUUUGCUACCAAGGAGUGUGGUGGAGUCUCCUUCUUUGGAGGUCUUUAAGCGGAGGCUUGACAGACAUAUGUCAAGAAUGCUUUGAUGGUGUUUCCUGCUUGGCAGGGGGUUGGACUGGAUGGCCCUUGUGGUCUCUUCCAACUCUAUGAUUCUGUGCUUCUAUGAAAAAUGGGAGUUGAGAAAGGACAUUCUUUCCCGGGACUGCCUCUAUUUGUUAGAUCAGGGAUGGGGGAGAACCCGUUUCAAUCGCUUCGGCUGCCUUCCGACUGACUAGCCACAAGGGGGCGCGGGGCACAGGCGCCGCCGCCGCGCGAGCUCUACCCGGAGUCUCUUAAUCCGGAGUCGCUCCGCUUCUCUCGGGUGACUCGGAACCGCCACCGGUUCAUCCCGGGUGCUGGGCAGGAAGGUGAGAGGAGGAUGAGACAAAGCUGCCUGUCAGAGAUCUCCGGGAAGCAAGGGAAAAGCAAGCGAAGGAUGUCGGAGCAGAAAAAGUCCCAGAGUUUGGAGGAGCCGGUCGGCGAGGGAGCCAGGAAUGGACACAACCCGCCCCUUUCGCGAUCCAAGACGUAUGAUCCGUCUUACUCCAAAGAGGCCGAGAAAGAACCUUUGGCCUCUGCUCAGCACAGGAAUUCGGACUCCAAUCUGGUAAAACACACUCUCAACUUUCGAAGGGUGUUCAAAGACUUCCCUGAGGAGGAAGAGCUCUUGCAGACGUUUCCGUGCGCCUGGCAGCGGGAAGUGCCUUAUCACGGCCGCCUGUAUAUCUCCGGAAGUCACGUCUGUUUCUACUGCAGCAUGGUGCACCGGGAAGUUAAGGUCGUUAUCCCGGUUCCAACCAUCAGCAUCCUCAAAAAGGCCAACACAGCUUUGCUGGUACCCAAUGCCGUCUGCAUCCGGACGUCGGACGGCGAAAAGUUCCUGUUUGGGUCCCUCCGCUCCCGGGAAACCGUUUACCAGCUCCUGCGCUCCAUCUGCAAACACCUCCAGGACGGCAGCCGGAACAACAGCCCAACCACAGCAAACAACAUUUCGGACCAGCUGCUUAAGAUAUCCCUGACCCCGAGGGAGCUGGACGGCAGCCGGACGCCCCCCUUGGACGAAACACUCCCGGAAGCGCCUGACGGGGCAGAUAGGACACGGAGUCCCCCGACAGCAGCUAUCGAACCACACCAGGCAGCAGCAAACAGAGGAGGGGUACGGUCAACAAAGUCCUGGCGGAGCUGGAAGGCUCACCUUAGCCCUCUCAACACCCUCAUCCUCAUCUAUCUCUGCUUGGUGGUGGUCCUGCUCCUUUCCUCGGGGUACAUCGGCCUGCGCAUCGUGCAGUUGGAAGAACAGCUGACGUCCAUGGGAGCGUGGCCCGAAAUAGACCUGCAACAGCACCAGUAUAAGACAACUUGAACAUCUCGCAAGCUGUCCAGGCCAUUUGCUGACGGUCGGGAAAAAGAGAUAUAGGGAUGCUGAGCAUCUAGUUCCCCCCCCCAGAUGUUUCCAGGAUUCCAGCAACGAAAUUAGCAUCCAGGGGAAAAAAUUUUUAUUUUGUUUUUUGAAAAACCAGCAAAAUGUCUGGGGUUUUGGAAAUAGAACCGGGAAGCUCAACAACAUUGGGGGUGAUAUCCUCCCCCCCUCCUAUUUUCUAGGGGGGGUGGGAAGCAGUGCAACAGUCGAUUCUUCUUCCGGGAACAAAGGUUCGCCAGCAAGAGACUGAAAAGCAGCGAAAAGCACUUUAAGGAAGAAGGAAAAACACUUUUUUUAAAAAAUAAAAAAAUAAAUCCAACUGUUUAUUUAUACAUUUUAAAAUGAGAAGUGUUGCGUGAACGACAAUACGUUUUGUGGAUGGAAUAAUGUUUUAAGUAGUGUGUAUUCCUAAGUGGAUGUUUGAUGGGCGGGGUAUAAAUUUUAUUAUUAUUAUUAUUAUUGGACAGCCAGUGUGGUUUUUGCCAGAGGUUUUUUGGAAGUGGCAUAUUAUUUUGGAAGCGAUGGCGCCUCGUUGCGUUGGAAAACCGGGAUUAUUGGCAAAGCUGGAGAUUUUUCAACUCGCCUGCAAUCCAAGAGUGUUAAGAUUUAGGCUCCUUUUGGAGGAGAGGAAUUGGUCAGAGUUCAAGGGCCGAAUGGUUCUCUGACUGGCCCCUGGGACAUUCCUCAAACCAGAGAAUACAGAGAGCUGCCUGUGCGGAUCUAGAGGUGAAAUUUGCAUUUGUGGCCCCACCUACCUUUCCUCUGGCUCCGCCCACCACUCUCAGGUGGCCCCCAGGAAGUUGUCUGGAAGGGAACACGGACCCGGGCUCAGGGUCAAUGGGAGUCAGUCUCUGUAUCUUAUAUGCCAAUUGCCUUAAUAAUAACAAUAAUUUUAUUAUUUAUACCCUGCCCAUCUGGGACAGUGCUUUAGAACGUGAUUACUGUAGUAAAUUAUUAUUAUUAUUAUUAUUAUUAUUAUUAUUAUUAUUAUUAUUAUUAUUAUUAUUAUCUGGGGAGACUGCUUCCUUGGCCCCAUCUCAUAAGAAGCCUUUCCAUCUAAUGUACCGGGGCAGAAGCCCAGUUCUCCGAUCUGUUAAGGUCACUUUUAAUUUCGAUUCUUCUCUUCCCAUCCCAGUUUGGUGCCUUCUGUAAAUUUGAUGAGCAUCCCCUCCAUGCCUUCCCUUCGUUUCGGGAAGCUUUUAAUAUCUGAUGAAUUAUUGAAUAUUUUGGUGGAAGCCGCCCAGAGUGGCUGGGGGAACCCAGCUGGAUAGGUGGGGUAUAAAUACAUUAUUAUUAUUAUUAUU